This is a messenger RNA of Paramuricea clavata, 2824 nucleotides long. Lineage: Eukaryota; Metazoa; Cnidaria; Anthozoa; Malacalcyonacea; Plexauridae. The record is from the annotation of a GenBank genome assembly.
AUGUUUAGAUCAUUUAAUUCAAUAAAAGGAGAACUUAUUCCAUACCUUAUAAAGAAACAAUAUAGAAGAAAAAUUAAACGUGUCGAAGAGCAAGAAAUGUCAAAAGAAACAGUGGCGGAGGACAGCAAGAACGGUAAAUAUACUUUAUCAUUUUAUCGUUGAAUACAAUCCUGUCGAUAUAUCCCCAAGAUGGAUAAAUUUCUCGUAACUUGACGAAAUAUGUUUUAUUUGAAGUAAAUAUCAGUUUUGUCUAAGUCCAGUAAGGGCGAGUCCCUUGAUCAAGUAUUACUACAUGCAUGGCAAAACCUUUAGCGUGGAUAUGACACGAAACUGUUUUUUUUUAAUGUCUUAAAACUGUGGAGUAAUUUCUUCUAUAUAUUUUUUACUUCCAUGUUUGGUUGUUGAGAUAUUUUUUCUUUUCUAAAGCAUGUGACCGGGGAUAGAAUAGAAUAGAAGCUUUAUUUAUACAGGAGUCACAAUCAGUAAAAUACUGUUCUCCCAAGUGACAUGAGUGUGAUUGAGUGUUACGCGCGUGAAACUCUCUCAGUUUGUCAUCAUGAUGUGUUCGCACUGCUUGUUCCCAGUUGGUGACAAGUCUGGAACAAGUUGUUAUCAUUUUGUAACAAGGUUGAUGAGACCAACAGACUCCCAUGCAACAAGUCGUUGUUCCAACAAGUCUGAUAUGAGGUAUAGGUAUAACAAGUUGUUAACAAGUUGAUGAUGACUUGUCACAAAAAUUCUAAAUUGUUCUUGUUGGAACAACUUGUGUCAAAUCUGUUGGCGUCAUCAACCUUGUAACAAGGUGAUAACAACACCUGUUCCAGGCUUCUCACAACAACUGGGAAUAAGUACACAUCCUGAUAUCGGCUUGACAACAACCUCAUUUCAACUUGUUUGCAGAUCUCUAACAACUUGGCGCGUUUUUACGGGUGUAAACAUCAAUUGUGUGCGAAGCAAACGUAUUAGUUAUUUACAUACAGUAUAAUGGGAUGAUUAUUGACUGCAACUUUCGGCAAAUAAUAUGUUUUGUGCACCCGAGCCUGCCAAUGUUUUCCAGGCAAAGUCGAGGGGAACAUUGCAGUCGAGGCUCCUUAUAUAACAUAUCGUUUCUCGAAAGUCCCAGUCAGUAAGUAUUUUUUUAUAAUUAUACCAAGUGUCAAGGAAAACACCAAAACAAAAAGAAACUGAAAACUACCAUUUGUUUUAUAACUCGAUGAUUAAAGUAAUGUACGCCGCUCAGAAUGUUGCCAGGAGACGAAUUUCAUGACUAUCACGUGAUAUGCGCUUGUCCAAUGAGAUGCAAGAUGAACUGUGACUCUUGGUAUAUAAUAAGGCUUCCUAUCCUGAUGAUGAUGAAACGGAAUUAUUUAAGAUAAGCAUGAUUCAUACAGUACUGUCGUUUAAGACAAAACAGUAUUGCAUGUGUCGCAUUUUCUUCCAAUGAACCAACUUACUUUAUUUAUACAGCUGGAUAUAAUAAUAAUAAUUUAAUUCGCCACCAACACACAUAUCAUUCAAGAACAAAAAUAACUAUGUAUAGAGUACAAAGAUAGUAAAUAUAGUUAUUGAUUCAUGAUGUCAGUGGCAAGGAGUCACCCAGAAACCAUAGGGCUUAUGAAUAGGAUGUCUCCUUGAAACUUUGGUCUAAGGAUGUCUAGGAUGUCUCCUUGAAAUCUUGAGGUCUAAAAGGGCCAUCCUUCAUUGUUUGUCCAGUGUUGUAACAGGAUGAAACCAGAAUGGUAAAAUUAUUACCUUAAAAAUACAAAAAAUACCGUUGGUGUGGCAACUCGCUUGGGUUUUUUGGCAGUCUCUCAUAAACAAAUACACCAUACUGUUAGCCAAAGUCGUGAAAAUUCACUUGUUUCCUACACUAAUCUUUUAUGUUGACUUGUAACUAACCACAUAACUGCGUUUUAGAUAUUUUUAAUUAUAUUGAAAGAAAUGAGCUGGCUUCUUUGGCUCAAAGUUUGUCAACAUCAGAUCGUACAUGUACUGACGAAAUCAGAUGUCAUUGCUUUACUAUGGAUACUGGUCAUUGUUUGCGCAUUAAUACAGUUCCUAUGUAUAUGGAGUCGAACAGAUUAGUGAGUACAGCCUUAAACAUUACGAAAACUUUUAAUCAUACCCUUAUUUUGAUCAGAAAUAUUCGAAACGUAAAGUCGUUUUAUCGCGGCGCCAUUUAAAAUCGCUGGUGGCGGCUCAAAAACGUAAGAAUCCAAGGAUUUUUGUAACUAAAAAUACAACUAUAUUAAUAAAUUAUCAAUAAAAUCUAAGCCAGAAAUGAAAAUGCAAUCAAGCGUCACCAAGUCGAGGUGGGGUGGGUGAAGUAUAGUUUUCAAUAAUAAACUGUUUUCCUCAACCCGACUAAACAAAGUCCGAAGUCACUCAAGUCUUAUACCCCCUCCUACAUUACUAAAAGAGACUGUCGACCCGCAAACAAACAAGCCCUAAUCACCACCUUAUCCCAAAUCAACUGGACCCCACUUUACCACGUAACUGCUCUAGAUGAUCAAUUCAACCUAUUCUCGAACAAACUAUCCUCUGUUAUCGAUAGUCACCUCCCUCUGCGCACCAUAAAGUGUUACCCUAAAGAUAAACCAUGGAUCACUGCAGAUAUAAAAAAAUUCAUUUCCAAAAGGCAGAAAGCUUGGUUAACCAGCAACACUAUCAUGUAUAACGUUUAUCGUAACAAAGUUAGAAAACUAUGUAAAUCUGCUCGUCAGUCCUACUACGAUAAGAAAAUCCUUAAUACCAGUGAAUCUAACCCAAAAAAAUGGUACGAUAACAUCAAGUCUAUUUCUGGUCUAUCUAAAUCGGAACCUUU